Messenger RNA from Cucurbitaria berberidis CBS 394.84, 1479 nucleotides. Its product is annotated as putative zinc-binding alcohol dehydrogenase domain-containing protein cipB. Gene Ontology annotation, molecular function: oxidoreductase activity, acting on NAD(P)H. The record is from RefSeq and is a predicted model, not a curated record. The transcript has 3 exons. The coding region runs from base 349 to 1401 and encodes 350 amino acids. Lineage: Eukaryota; Fungi; Ascomycota; Dothideomycetes; Pleosporales; Cucurbitariaceae.
AGUUGGUUAGUAUAGACUCGUAUCGACUUUUCGCAGGUAAUCACUUUAGUUUAACGGCAUGACGAUCUCACGCCAUCAGGAACCGCAUGUGUGGUUCUUCACAGAUAUCCCUCAUGAGUUCCGCGAUUGCUUACAACUGCGCUCUAGACGACCAUUUCGAGUGUAGACGAACAUUCCCUCGGUCAGAUAGUAGUUUGCAAUGCGGAAGGUAGCGACAACUAUAUAACUCAGCUAUCACUCUGUCAAAUACCUCAGCAACCAGCCAGCAGCUUUUCUACUAUCCAAAGCAUCUUACUGACAAUCACACUGUCUUUUCACAAAUUUCACCCUCCAACUCAACUCUCCACUAUGGCCGCACCGAAGAAUCAAGCCGCAUGGCUCGCCAAAGCCGACACGCCCCUUGAGGUAUCUAACGCCCCAAUGCCCACAGCCGGCCCCGGCGAGAUCGUAGUGAAGAACGCUGCAAUCGCCAUCAACCCGCUCGACUGGCACAUGCAAGAUUACGGUGUGUUCAUCCAACAGUGGCCUGCGAUCUUUGGGUGCGAUGUAGCUGGUGAGGUGUAUAAAACAGGACCGGACGUGCAGCGCUUUAAGAAGGGGGAUCGUGUUAUUGGGCAUACCAUCAAUCUUAUCAGUGGCCGUGCUCAAGAUGGCGCUUUUGCGCUGUACACUACUCUUCAGGCCGACAAAGCGGCUAUCCUCCCCCAUACCAUCUCCUUCACGGAUGGGGUCGUGGUGCCGCUUGCUCUGGAGGCCACAAUCUGUGCGCUUUCUCUCAAGAUACCCGGCGUAGCGAUGCCCGGUGUCGCCACACCAGCACUUGGGUUGCCAUACCCUUCGCUAGAAGACCCAGUGCAGUCAGUAGGCAAGACGCUUGUGGUUUACGGCGGCUCUUCUUCCGUCGGAUCCAUGGCGACUCAGCUGGCGACAGCUGCCGGAAUUCAUGUCAUCGCUAUCGCGGGUGCGCACAACUUCGACCUCAGCAAGCGUUGCGGCGCGGCUCAAGUCUUCGAUUACAAGGAUGCCUCGUUUGUCGACAAGGUUGUCGAAGCAGUUCGCAAAUCUGGACAUGAGUUCGUUGGCAUCUUCGACACCAUUAGCAUUCCCGACACCUACAGUAACGACCUUGCCAUUCUUGCCAAGCUAGGUGGAGGUCACCUUGCUUGCUCGCAUCCUCCACCCGAAGACGUGCCAGCGAACGUGAAGGCGGGUAUGGCAUUUUGUGUUAACGAGAUUGCGACACCAGUCUGGAGGGACUAUGUUACCCCUGCGUUGCAGGCUGGAAAGCUCCAGUGUCUUCCACCGCCUACUGUUGUUGGGAAUGGCCUAGAGUACAUCCAAGAGGCGCUCAAGAAGUCAAAGGCGGGUGUAAGUGCAACGAAGCUGGUGGUAACCGUGUAGUGGUGGAUUGUAGUGAGCAAAGAGACAAAUUUCCUGGUAUGGACAGACAGAAUUAGUAGCAAAAAGCCAUUCCUUUUG